AUGCCCUACGGGAUAACUGCGGAUGAGACCGCUAAAUAUGCGAGUGAAUUUGCAGUUGUAGAUGAUGGCGCUGGUCGCAGUCAAGCUAUCAUUAUUGUCACUGCGCUGUUUUUGGCCCUUGCCCUCAUUAGUGUUGCUAUGCGAACUUACGUGCGUCUGCGAAUUGUUCGAGCUUUCUCUUGGGAUGACGGGCUCAUGCUUCUUGCCAUGUUAUUCGCUCUUGGCUUCGGCGCGUGUACAAUAUUAGGGGCUAAGGUCGGAAUGGGCAGAAAGCUGAUCUACUUUGCAACCAAGCCCCAUAAUUUCCACAAGGCGAUGCUGUCCUGGUGGUUGGGCCAAAUCUUCUACGUCUUCGUCUGCAUUCUCUCCAAGAUCUCCAUCAUUCUCACUCUUUUGCGCUUGACGGUUGUCCGCUCCCAAAUCCUCAUUCUUUACGCUACUGCCUCUUUAGCCAUUAUCGUUGGCUUCAUUUUCCUUUUCUUCACAAUCUUCCAAUGCAGCCCGGUCGACUACCUCUGGAAUCAAAGUCUCACACAGGAGAAGGGCACCUGUCUCGAUGUAAACCUACUCAUCGAUAUCGUAUAUCUGUACAGUGUUGGCUGUGUGGUAUGCGAUCUGAUUAUCGGAUUUCUUCCAGUAGCUUUGAUCUGGAACUUGCGCAUUAGUCGUCGCAAGAAGGCCGGUGUCGUCGGCAUUCUUGGAGUUGGUUGCACCGCCGGUGUCGCACUCAUUACUCGCAUCCCCUUCAUCGCGAAUCUCAAAGAUACGGAAUUCUUAUAUAAUUCUUAUCAAAUCGCCAUAUGCUCCAACGCUGAGGGGAGUUUAAGCAUUGUAGCUGGUUCGCUGAUUACUCUAAGACCCCUGGUUCGAGUUUUCCGAGAUAAAUCCGACAACACAUCAACCCCCAACUCUUACCCACUCAAGGGUUCAUAUCCCUUGAAUAAUAGGGCCAACAGGAGUCACCGGUUCUCAAGAAUGGGCGAAGAUGACACAGUGGUGGAGAGCAGGCCCUGGACUGCUGCCAAUGAGCAAGAGUUUACAAACGCCACUGUCAUGGGUGGCCAAACUCAUCCAGCUACAAAAAAUAACAGUAAGGAGGAACUCAAUCCAAAUCGGAUAAAGCGAGAUAUUCGUGUCUCUGUGCAUGAAUCAGCACAGAGGUAA
Molecule: messenger RNA, 1164 nt
Organism: Penicillium taxi
Lineage: Eukaryota; Fungi; Ascomycota; Eurotiomycetes; Eurotiales; Aspergillaceae
Exons: 5
Coding region: 1-1164 (387 amino acids)
Source: RefSeq, a predicted model, not a curated record